This is a messenger RNA of Arachis ipaensis, 1677 nucleotides long. RefSeq lists its product as uncharacterized. The record is from RefSeq and is a predicted model, not a curated record. Lineage: Eukaryota; Viridiplantae; Streptophyta; Magnoliopsida; Fabales; Fabaceae.
UACUCCCUGUUGCAUUCGCAUUAGUCAAGGGUGAGAAUGCUGAGUCGUGGUUCUUCUUUCUCUCCCACCUGCGUGAGCAUGUGACACCGCAGCCGGGUCUGCUGGUUAUCUCAGACAGGCAUAACGGCAUCAAGGCCGCGCUUGAGGCUCCUGACGGAGGCUGGUUACCUCCGUCUGCAUGCCGGGCAUUCUGCAUUCGACAUGUUGCGGCAAAUUUCGCCCUCACCUUCAAGGGCAAAGAUGCAAGGAGGCUACUUGUGAAUGUGGCGCACGCUAAAACCGAGGUCGAGUUCCAUUACUAGUUUGAUAUUCUUAGGUCCGAAGACCCGGCGAUGUGUGACUGGGCGAACCGGAUUGAGUAUUCGUUGUGGACACAGCAUUGUGAUGAGGGGCGUAGAUUCGGACACAUGACGACAAAUAUAUCUGAGUGUGUGAACUCGAUCCUCAAGGGUGUCAGAAACCUUCCUGUGUGCUCGCUAGUGAAGGCAACAUACGGAAGGUUGGCCGAAUUAUUUGUUCGCAAAGGGAGAGAGGCUGAGGCACAGAUGGGAACCGGACAACAAUUUAGUCAGCACUUGGUGAAGUGUAUAGAGGCCAACUUGAAGACGGCUAGGUGCUUCAUGGUUACUGUGUACGACAGGGAUAACUCCGAGUUCACCGUCGCAGAGACAACUUCGACUGGUUCUUUCUCACUGGGUAGCUACAGAGUCUCGCUUGCAUCUCACACAUGUGACUACGGAUACUUCCAGGCACUUCAUUUCCCGUGUCCCCACGCACUGGCAUGCUGUGCCUACUCACGGCUUACAUGGGAGCCUUACGUCCACCAGGUGUAUCGUCUUAGUUCAGUCUUCAGUGUGUAUCAGAUGGGUUUCACACCUCCCAUUCCAGAGGGUUUCUGGCCACCAUAUGACGGGCCGACUGUCAUCCCUGACCCCAAUAAGAGGCGUGCGAGAGAGGGUCGUCCCAGGUCCACUCGGAUACGGACCAAUAUGGACGAGGCAGAUCCGAACCGGCCAAAGAGAUGUGGGCUUUGUCGGCAGCCCAGCCACACACGUCGAAGUUGCCCACAGCUCGGAGGAGCAGAGCACACACGGGGACAUGAUUAGGUGUAUUGGUGGCUUUGGUACUUUUGUUAUUUCAAUUUUGCGUUUAGAUUCCACUAUUAUCGGUUUUCUUACUUGUAGUUGGUGACUGAUAGAAUUUGUUAACGUUAGUGCGAUGUACUUUGAAUGGGAUUUUAGUUAAUGAAUAUGUUCUGUCUCCGCAGUUUUAAACGAAAUGUAUGUCUAAUUCACACCGGAAUAAAUAACUGUACGAGUUUUAUUAAGACAUGAUGCGAAAACUAUGUUCGUAACUUAAAUUGCUGUGUGGAACAAAUUCUGAGUAAUUCGAACCAUAUUAGUUUGAAUUACUUGGUGACUAUUUCUUCAGUGUAAUUCGAACCUAUUUGGUUCGAAUUAUGAAGUUAGAGUUCGAACCAAAUUGGUUCGAAUUAUGUGGCUAUGGGUUAUAUGUGUAAUUCGAACCUAUUUGGUUCGAAUUAUUUGGAAAGUGAGUUCGAACCAUAUUGGUUCAAACUACAUAGAAAUGUGCUUUGGUUGAUUGAUGAAUCAGAUUUUGCUUUGGCUUAUUCGUGUCAAAUUGUUCUCCCUUUGGCUUGUUUACGUUUUUUACCCU